AUGUCCCGUGCCUUAGAGAAGGAAGUCUUGGAGGCACUGAACAAGGGAGACCCGAGAAAGGUGUUUGACGAGAUAUUGCAAGUCUUCGAGUCACCGGAAAAGGAUGGAGCCCUCCUCGAAUUCGAGUUUCUCGGUAAAGCACACCUCCCGCCGCCAGGUGUCUUUGUCCUGAGAGACGGGAAAGCCAUUGGCCUCUCCAAGCUCCACGUGUUUCAGGCAUUUGGUGUCGCCUAUCAAGCACUAAGAAGAUCCGCGUCGGCUGAUGGGCACCUUGGGAGGGCGCUCUCGACAGAAGAGCUAAGGAGGGCCACGGCGAUUCUACUCCUGUCAGAUCCCGAGCAUCUCACGGCCGCAAACUGCAGGAAGAGAGCCCUACUACAAGACAUCUGUGACGGAAGGGAGAUCGCACUCUGUCUCAGUCAAGAGAAAUAUUUCCUUGAUAGCUUGCUGACGAGCCGGCUUCAUCGACAUACAAAGUCGCCUACGCUGUGGAGCCACAGGCGGUGGCUUCUCGGGCUGUUUAGGAAACACGGGAUUGCUUUCGACGUGACCUCUGACCUCCGGCAGGUCGUUUUCGUCUCGGGUGAGCGGCACCCCAGGAACUACUACGCCUGGUGCCAUGCCCGCUGGCUACUCACCAACCUCGAUGAAAAGAAUAGCGAGGCCAUCGUGGGUGGCAUCAUUGGCGAUGUGGAAGGCUGGUGCUUAAAGCACCACGACGAUAUAUCAGGCUGGUCGUUCCUCCAUCGCUUGCUGAGUGGUGGGUGGUUAUCAAAAUCUGGGCAAGAGGAAGAGUGCUCAAGGGUGUUUGGCUCUGUUCUCAGGAUGGCAGAGUCCUUUCACUGGCGCAACGAAUCCGUAUGGUGGUUUCUUCAUGCAGUGGUGGCAGACGGCCUACUGAGACACGCAGAUUUGUCACUCCUGAGAGAAACCGGUGGCAGGAUGUUUACCCAUCUUGCCGAAGAGCAAGGCAAUACUAGGUUGGCACGAAGAUGGUUCCAGGAAUUCGAACAGCAGAGUAAGGGGUUGGGCUCGUAA
Parascedosporium putredinis is the source of this 1038-nucleotide messenger RNA. The record is from the annotation of a GenBank genome assembly. NCBI's taxonomy places the organism in Eukaryota, Fungi, Ascomycota, Sordariomycetes, Microascales, Microascaceae.